Molecule: messenger RNA, 1171 nt
Organism: Esox lucius (northern pike)
Lineage: Eukaryota; Metazoa; Chordata; Actinopteri; Esociformes; Esocidae
Gene: mnat1
Product: MNAT1 component of CDK activating kinase
Exons: 9
Coding region: 19-951 (310 amino acids)
Biological process (GO): nucleotide-excision repair; positive regulation of cyclin-dependent protein serine/threonine kinase activity; regulation of transcription by RNA polymerase II
Cellular component (GO): transcription factor TFIIH holo complex
Molecular function (GO): cyclin-dependent protein serine/threonine kinase activator activity
Source: RefSeq, a predicted model, not a curated record
UUUUCAAGCCUUCCUGAGAUGGAUGACCAAGGGUGUCCGAGAUGCAAGACAACAAAAUACAGGAAUCCUUCCCUGAAACUGAUGGUGAAUGUUUGUGGACACACGCUAUGUGAGAGCUGUGUGGACAUGCUGUUUGUGCGCGGCUCUGGGAACUGUGUACAGUGUGACACACCCUUGAGGAAGAGCAACUUCCGUGUGCAGCUCUUCGAAGACCCCACAGUCGACAAGGAGGUGGAAAUUCGCAAGAAGGUGCUCAAGAUUUACAACAAGAGAGACUUUGACUUCUCCAGCCUGAGAGAAUACAAUGACUAUCUGGAACAAGUGGAGGAGAUUGUCUACAACCUGACCAACAACAUAGAAGUGGAGAGGACCAAACAGAUCAUGGAGGCAUACCAGAGAGAGAACCGGGAUGUCAUCCAGAAGAACAAGGCCAAGCUGACGCGGGAACAGGAGGAGCUGGAGGAGCUUCUGCUGCUGGAGCAGCAGGACAACGAGCAGCGCAGGCUGGAGACUCUGCAGGAGGAACAGAGGCAGCUACAGGCCAAGAGGAAGAACAAGCAGGCUCUACUGGAUGAACUGGAGCGCUCUCAUGUCCCCGCGACCAUCCUGCUGGCACAACACAAGGACCGGGCUACCCAGCUGGAGAAUCAGAUUGAAAAGCAGAAACAGGUUGUCAAAACCACCAUCUUCUCCACUGGCAUCCCUAUGGGUCAGACUGUGUUGUUGCAGCCUGUUGCCCGUAUAGCGGAGGUUCUGUACAGCUACAAACCCAUUGAAAUCAACACCUACGGACCCCCCGUGCCUGAACUGGAGCAGCUGGGACGGCUCGGGUAUUUGAACCACGUGCGUGCUGCCCAGCCACAGGACAUGGCUGGAGGAUACACCUCAGGACUGGCGUGUCAUCGAGCCAUACAGGAUGCCUUCAGUGGGCUUUUCCCUCCACUGGGUUGACACCCCGCCCUCCCCCCCGCCCCCCGAGUCUGUGAGAGGAACUCGGGAAUACAAGGCUGUAAAUAUGACUCUUGUCUCUGGAUCCACCCUGCGUGACACUGGGGAGUGAGACAUGGACUGCUAUGAAUGCUGGACAGCGGACUGAUAAGGCAGAUCAGGAUGCCUAUGUUGCUAUUUUUGUACAAUUUUCAUUUGUAUUAAAACAUUUUUUUUUAAAUAA